Messenger RNA from Capsicum annuum, 1634 nucleotides. Its product is annotated as probable protein disulfide-isomerase A6. Gene Ontology annotation, biological process: protein folding. Gene Ontology annotation, cellular component: endoplasmic reticulum. The record is from RefSeq and is a predicted model, not a curated record. The coding region runs from base 294 to 1373 and encodes 359 amino acids. The transcript is spliced from 11 exons. Gene Ontology annotation, molecular function: protein disulfide isomerase activity. NCBI's taxonomy places the organism in Eukaryota, Viridiplantae, Streptophyta, Magnoliopsida, Solanales, Solanaceae.
UGGCAACGGUUUCAUCAUUUUAUUAUUAUUCUAUCACAACAAAGAAAUAAAAAAGACAAUAGCUAAAAUUUGCUUGUAAAUUACGAAAUACAGGAAAAACUCAUUUUAAGCGAAGCAAAGUCAAAAGAUAUACUUUUGAAAAUAAAAGAACACGUACCAAAACGCUUUCUUCUAUAAAUACCAAACGUACAGAUCCAUUGUUCGCUCUAUUGUUUGUCUCUUCCCCUGCCUUUGAAAAAUUAACAAAGAAGAAGAGUGUAAGAGCUUUGGAGAUUGUAGAAAAUUGAAAAAAAAUGGGGAGAUCGCAGAUCUGUAGUGCCUUAGCAAUUUUAGCUCUGUUUUUCUUCUCUUCAGUUUUGGCAGAUGACGUCGUCGUUUUGACCGAAGAAAACUUCGAGAAGGAAAUCGGUCAAGAUCGCGCCGCUCUUGUCGAGUUCUAUGCUCCUUGGUGUGGUCACUGUAAAAAGCUUGCUCCUGAGUAUGAAAAGCUUGGUACAAGUUUCAAGAAGGCAAAGUCUAUUUUGAUUGGAAAGGUUGACUGUGAUGAACAUAAGAGCGUUUGUAGCAAAUAUGGGGUUCAAGGUUAUCCCACUAUCCAAUGGUUUCCAAAGGGAUCAGUGGAGCCAAAAAAAUAUGAAGGUGCACGAUCUGCUGAAGCCCUUGCCGAAUUUGUAAACAGCGAAGGAGGAACUAAUGUGAAGAUUGCAUCGAUCCCGUCAAGUGUUGUGGUGCUAUCUUCAGAUAACUUCAAUGAAAUUGUGCUGGAUGAGACCAAGGAUGUAUUGGUUGAAUUUUAUGCACCAUGGUGUGGUCACUGCAAAAGCCUUGCUCCUACUUAUGAAAAGGUAGCUACAGCAUUCAGACAAGAGGAAGAUGUUGUUAUUGCAAAUCUUGACGCUGAUAAUCACAAGGAUCUUGCAGAGAAGUAUGGCGUAAGUGGCUAUCCUACACUGAAAUUCUUCCCAAAGGGGAACAAAGCCGGUGAAGAUUAUGAAGGUGGCCGAGACUUGGAUGACUUUGUCAACUUCAUCAAUGAGAAGUGUGGCACUAGCCGCGAUUCAAAAGGACAAUUUACUUCAAAGGCGGGUAUCAUCGAAUCCUUGGAUACAUUGGUGAAGGAGUUUGUCAGCUCCACAAACGAGGAGAAAAAAGCUGUACUUAGCAAGAUGGAAGAUGAAGCUGGAAAGCUGAAAGGUUCUGCUGCAAGGUAUGGCAAGAUUUACCUGAAGGUUGCCAAAACUUCCAUGGAAAAAGGAGUUGAUUACGCCAACAAUGAGAUUCAGCGGUUAGAACGCAUGCUUGCCAAGUCAAUCAGCCCCACUAAGGCUGAUGAGUUCACCCUCAAGAAGAACAUCUUGGCGACGUUUGCAUGAAGACCUUGCUAAUGUUGCAGCUUGUGAUACGGCCUGGCUAGGUACCUCCUGAGUUUUGCCGAAGGUCGAGAACUGCAUUAUCUGGUUAAUCUUCUCUUGGUACUUUUUUGUACUCAGGAAGUUUUGGAUACCACGGAUCUAUUGAGGCAUUUUGUUUAGGCCAGUAGCUAUAUCAACUUUAGACUUCAUGUCAGUUAUGAUUAUCAGCUUCUUUUGACAAAUAAUUAGUAAAGUAAUAUCAUCACGGCAUGUUAAUCUUCU